AAAUUACUGACGGGGGUAGAUAAAGUUCCGCAUUUCGUCUUGAAAAGAGACAAACGCAUCAAGCAUGAAAACCCACUGAUCCAGGGCAGCCAUCGUGAUUAACGAAGAUACGAGGGUGUGUUCUUGUGCAACAAGGCUGGAUCAGCUUAAUCAAGAAAGCUGAAGAAUGAGCGACGAUCUGCGCUCUUUACAGAGUGCAAGCCCAGAUGACGCCUUUGCACCCUGGGCAACGCCCAUCGUAGCCUGUGUGAGAAAUUUCAAAGGUGGCACCCUCAUUGUGAACAGCGCACCAUUCAAAGAAGCUCUUCUGGAAGCAGAGCGAAUAUGGGUAGAAGAAAACAUAGACUACAAGACUGAAGAGGAAAAACAGCACAGAACAGACAAAGACACAUACCAAAGCGAAGAACAAAUUCUAGAACUAGAGUCAGAAAUCGAAAGACUUCGAGUUGAAAAUCGUGACCUAGAAAGAGAUAGGAGUGUUCGAUAUCCUCUCGUUCCCCACUCACCGGAAGUUUCCACCGCCAGACCAGAAAAUAUAGCUGAAUUGCUUUCAGAAACAUACGAUACCGAGUGGCAGUCUGCUUUUGAAUAUUUCAUCUACAAGAAAAAGGUCCGAGAAAGAGAGGCCAUAGAGGAGUUGCUGAAGAUUUUGAAGGACUGUUUUGAGUUUUGUGAGAACCUGUCCCAGGAACAUCUGAAGGAUCUGACUGACGCCUUGUUUGUCCCCACCUCAAACCAGCAGCUACUAAAAAAGAUCCAUGUGCCACAACCUCCAGAAGAAACCAGCCACCAUAUAUCAAUGGAACUGACAAAGAUAAGAAGAUCUGCAAACCAACAAAUAUUCCCAAUAAUUGAACAGUUGUUUUUUGUGUCAGAAAAAGCUCAUUUGAAGGCUCAUUUAAAGACUGUCAAACUUCAUCCGUUUAUUAAACUUUGUCUUAAGUGUGCAUGGAUUUCUAGUGUUCAAGAUAGACCAUUGUCAGUGACCUUCAGAGUGAGACCGGGGUCGCCAUUUUAUCCGGAUGUCAUGAUUCCCCGUAAUGCGCCUGCUCCAAGUGUGGAUUAUUUAGUUUGGCCGAUUGUGUUUCUGAAUGACAAAGGACCACUGUUGAUGAAAGGGAUUGUUCAUUGUUCCAAAUUUAAAUGAAAUAAAGGGUUAUCAAAAUUC
Molecule: messenger RNA, 1168 nt
Organism: Ostrea edulis (European flat oyster)
Lineage: Eukaryota; Metazoa; Mollusca; Bivalvia; Ostreida; Ostreidae
Exons: 9
Coding region: 167-1147 (326 amino acids)
Source: RefSeq, a predicted model, not a curated record